GCUGUUGAGGGGGUUCCGGGAAAAUGGUGCUGAUUAAAGAAUUCCGUGUGGUUUUGCCGUGUUCUGUGCAGGAGUAUCAGGUCGGACAGCUUUACUCCGUUGCAGAAGCUAGUAAGAAUGAAACUGGUGGCGGAGAAGGAAUUGAAGUCUUAAAGAAUGAACCUUAUGAGAAGGAUGGAGAAAAGGGACAAUAUACACACAAAAUUUACCACUUGAAGAGCAAAGUUCCUGCAUUUGUGAGGAUGAUUGCUCCUGAGGGCUCCUUGGUGUUUCAUGAAAAAGCUUGGAAUGCUUACCCCUACUGUAGAACAAUUGUUACGAAUGAAUACAUGAAAGAUGAUUUCUUCAUUAAAAUUGAAACCUGGCACAAACCUGACUUGGGAACACUAGAAAAUGUUCACGGUUUAGACCCGAACACAUGGAAGACAGUGGAAAUUGUCCACAUAGAUAUUGCAGACCGAAGUCAAGUUGAACCAGCAGACUACAAAGCUGAUGAAGACCCAGCGUUAUUCCAGUCAGCCAAGACCAGAAGAGGCCCACUGGGACCCAACUGGAAGAAGGAGCUGGCCAACAACCCCGACUGUCCUCAGAUGUGCGCCUAUAAACUGGUGACCAUCAAGUUCAAGUGGUGGGGGCUGCAAAGCAAAGUAGAAAACUUCAUUCAGAAGCAAGAAAAACGGAUAUUCACAAACUUUCAUCGCCAGCUCUUUUGUUGGAUUGACAAAUGGAUCGAUCUGACAAUGGAAGACAUUAGGAGAAUGGAGGAUGAGACUCAGAAAGAACUAGAAACAAUGCGUAAGAAGGGUUCCGUCCGAGGCACGUCGGCUGCUGAUGCCUAGAUGAGCCCCUGUAGGGUCAGAGACAUUAUCAAACUGUCUACGUAACCAAGGUCAAGUGAGGGGAACAAGUGCAGCCAGUGACGAGUGAAGUGACGAGUAUCUCGCAGUGUUGACGUUUCCAGCGUGUGCUUAUGAUGACGCAGACACAGGCACAGGUUCCCAGCCGCGCGCGCAUGUGUGUGUGUGUGUGUGUUUCUGUAGCUGUAUGUAGAAGGCGUGUAGAGCUACAGGUUCCAGAUACACACACGUGUGUUGUAUAUAUGUAUAUACAAACAUACUGACGGGAUUAGAACAAUUUCUCCGAAGUACUGUACCUAUCUUCAGCAAGAAUGCGAAAGAAAAUAUUUUCCAUAUAUAUACCUGGAACAGAUUUUAAUAAUGAUCAGAGUAUACCAUUAAUGGACAAAUUGACUGCAGUGUGAUACUAGCUGGUAUGUUUCAUAAAUGUCAAGUUGUGGACCAAUAUAUAUGUACAUAUAUAUAUAUAUAUAUAUAUAUGCACAUAUAUAUAUAUUUUACAUUUUACAUACAUACAUACAUGUAUGUAUAUAUGAAUGAAACGCCUUUUGUUAUUUUUCCUUUUUUUUACAAGUCAGUUUCCAAACAGUUUUGUUUUAGUCCCAUAAGCAACAAACUCCCACAGAAAGAUUUCAAAGGUUUUGGUAUUCCAGUGAGUGUGGAAUGUAAACUCUGAAUGUAUCUGUAGCUAUUUUUUUCCUGGAUGGUCACUGUCUUCCAGCCAAAUUUGAAAAUACUGAUUAAGUAAGGAGUAAAAUUAUAAGCUGCUUUUUACUAGUUUGCCCUGGGGGUGGGUCCUUUUUAAAAAAAAUUCCAGUUUUUAUUGGAUUUUUGUAUUUUAAAUUUCAAGUAUUUUUCUACAUCAAACCAGCAAGAAACCAGUGAUGACGGUUCGUGAUUUAUAUCUAAUAGGCGACAGUUUCCAGACUCUUGUUAAGCAGACAAGUCAGUGAAGAAACCCAUCUUAGCAGUGGUCGGCUGUGUGAAGACUAUGGCUCAGCACUGCUGGCCUGCGUUUCUGAAGUGACUUCUCGUCUGCAUUCCUCUCAGUUCAUGGGGUGGCAUGGGAGAGUGCUGACAUUUGGCUCCUUUCCUGUGGCAGCCAUGUCACUGGGGAGACGCGGAUUCUGAGGUUGGAGCAGGUUAAGUGUGGCACAGGGCUGGCCUCUACCCUGUCCAGAAACCCCAUGUGCGCACUCUAGAAGGGAGCCUGGUCUGGAUGAGCAUCCCAAAAUGUUGGUCACAAGUUAUGGCCACCCUUUUAACCCUUUUUUUCCCCCUUUCUUUUUUAAAAGCAACAUUAGCUAGGUAAAAUUUUUUAAGUCUGUUUUCCCUGUCUGAAUUCAGUUCUCCUCCUGUUGAUCCUGGAAGCUUGACUGGAGUGACACUGCUGAAGCCUUCAGCUCACACUGUCUCUGACUCCUCCCUCCUGAGACAGCAGUCGGGUCCGUUAGUAUUAGUGAUACCACCGGCUUGCCAUUCUGGGUCCCCACUGGAGCUGUCAGUGAGUUGGACAGGGAUGUCUAAGAUUCCUACUGCAUUGCCGAACCCCAUCACCCCACACUCUGUGUGUCCCCUGUGUCCUCAGGAUAACAGCUCAUGUUUACUCUCGGGAAGCUGUUGGAAGAUAGGCGUGGUCAGAGCAUGAUCGCGGUCCAGAGUACUUGGUGGAAGGUUAUUGCUAACUUUGGGAAAGAGAGAACCUAGCUUUCUCCUUGGUGAACCUAACUCUGGCAUCUGGCGUCUCCUUGGAGGCUUGGGCACACAGAAAUGAGAGCCUGUGCACGGACUUUAAUGUUUUUUCUAACAACUGUGGAGAUUGAGGGAAUGUGUGGCGAAUGUAAAAUACCUAGUUUACUUGGCAGUCUCUUGUGUAAAUUACAGUAAAACAAAGUAAAUGAAAUUUAAAUGAAAAUAAAUUUGAUCACAAAAUGCCA
Jaculus jaculus (lesser Egyptian jerboa) is the source of this 2794-nucleotide messenger RNA. RefSeq names its product phosphatidylinositol transfer protein beta (gene Pitpnb). Gene Ontology annotation, cellular component: cytoplasm. Gene Ontology annotation, molecular function: phosphatidylinositol binding; phosphatidylcholine intramembrane carrier activity; phosphatidylinositol transfer activity. The record is from RefSeq and is a predicted model, not a curated record. Bases 24 to 839 code for a protein of 271 amino acids. The transcript has 12 exons. Gene Ontology annotation, biological process: phospholipid transport. NCBI's taxonomy places the organism in Eukaryota, Metazoa, Chordata, Mammalia, Rodentia, Dipodidae.